AUGGCGAGCAAUUCUAUCAAGCUGUUGACCGGCAACAGUCACCCGGAGCUGGCGCAGCUGGUCGCAGACAGACUAGGGAUUGAGUUGACAAAGAUUAUGGUCUUGCAGUAUUCCAAUCAAGAGACCAGCGUGACCAUCGGCGAGAGUGUUCGAGAUGAAGAUGUGUUUAUCCUGCAAUCUACGAAACCGAAUGAUAUCAAUGAUGGCUUGAUGGAGCUCCUUAUCAUGAUCAACGCCUGCAAGACUGCGUCGGCACGACGUAUAACUGCUGUCAUCCCCAAUUUCCCAUAUGCUCGACAGGAUAAGAAGGACAAGAGCCGUGCGCCAAUUACUGCAAAGUUGAUGGCCAACAUGCUGCAGACCGCUGGCUGUAACCAUGUCAUCACCAUGGACCUCCACGCAAGUCAGAUCCAAGGUUUCUUCAACGUACCUGUUGACAACCUCUACGCCGAGCCCAGCAUGCUCAGAUGGAUCCGCCAGAACCUGGACAUCAAGAACUGUGUUAUUGUCAGCCCUGAUGCCGGUGGCGCAAAGAGAGCAACAGCCAUAGCCGAUCGACUCGACCUCCAAUUUGCCUUGAUCCACAAGGAGCGUCCAAGACCAAAUGAGGUAUCUCGUAUGGUUCUUGUUGGGAGUGUUGAGGGUAAAAUCGCUAUCAUUGUCGACGACAUGGCCGAUACGUGUGGAACUCUGGUCAAGGCUGCCGACACCCUAAUGGGCCACGGAGCAAAAGAGGUUGUUGCCAUUGUCACCCACGGUAUCUUAAGCGGAAAAGCUAUCGAGACACUGAACAAUGGUCGACUAAGUCGAAUCGUGGUCACAAACACCGUUCCCCUCAACGAAAAGAAGGACCAAUGUUCGAAAAUUGAGACUAUUGAUAUCAGUCCUGUUUUGGCUGAGGCCUGUAGGAGAACUCACAACGGUGAAUCCGUUAGCUUUUUGUUCUCGCACGCUGUCUCCUAA
This is a messenger RNA of Microsporum canis CBS 113480, 963 nucleotides long. RefSeq names its product ribose-phosphate pyrophosphokinase. Lineage: Eukaryota; Fungi; Ascomycota; Eurotiomycetes; Onygenales; Arthrodermataceae. The coding region runs from base 1 to 963 and encodes 320 amino acids. Gene Ontology annotation, molecular function: ribose phosphate diphosphokinase activity; magnesium ion binding. Gene Ontology annotation, biological process: ribonucleoside monophosphate biosynthetic process; 5-phosphoribose 1-diphosphate biosynthetic process; purine nucleotide biosynthetic process. Gene Ontology annotation, cellular component: cytoplasm; ribose phosphate diphosphokinase complex. The record is from RefSeq and is a predicted model, not a curated record. The transcript is spliced from 3 exons.